Molecule: messenger RNA, 2635 nt
Organism: Cucurbita maxima (winter squash)
Lineage: Eukaryota; Viridiplantae; Streptophyta; Magnoliopsida; Cucurbitales; Cucurbitaceae
Product: protein TIC 100
Exons: 11
Coding region: 1-2505 (834 amino acids)
Cellular component (GO): cytosol
Source: RefSeq, a predicted model, not a curated record
AUGGCCGAUGGCGACUCAAGUGAAACCGUGGCCUCUCAACAGAAGGAGGAAAGAGAAGAAAAGCAAAGUGACCUGAGUUCGUCGGAUAGUUCAGAAUCCGAAUAUGACUCCGACGACGCAUCGGAAGGUGAAUACGAAGAGGAAGAACCACUCAUUUAUACUCGACGGACAGAGGAGCUGACGGAGACGGACAACAAUGAGGAAACGAACGUUAGACGGCUUAGUCAAGCCCUCGGCGGAAAGCUCGUGAAGAAGAUGCAAGAAGAGGAGGAAGAGACCGUUGUGUAUCAUGAAGACCUCUAUGAUUUUCCCAAAGACCCUGAGAAUUGGACUGAGGAGGACCUGCAGGAGCUUUGGAUGGAUGCUCCAUUGGAAAUGGAAAAGCCUGGUUGGGACCCAAUUUGGGCUGACGAGAAGGAUUGGGAGGUAAUGAGGGACGAGGUUGAGGCUGGGAAAGAUCCUCCGAUAGCGCCAUUCUACGUCCCUUAUCGGAAGCCAUACCCUGUAAUUCCAGAUAACCAUUUUGAUAUACCAAAUGCAAAAUCAGUGAUUGAAGAAUUGGAUAGAAUUGAGGAAUUUCUCAAAUGGGUCGGCUACAUUUUUCCUGAUGGAAGCUCGUAUGAAGGAACUGUUUGGGAUGAUUUGGCUCAUGGUAAAGGUGUUUACGUUGCUGAACUGGGGCUGGUCAGGUAUGAAGGUGAAUGGGUUCGGAACAAUAUGGAGGGUCAUGGGGUGGUUGAGGUUGAUAUUCCUGACAUAGAACCUGUGCCUGGUUCCAAGCUUGAGAAAAAGAUGCGUGCGGAAGGAAAAAUAAUCUCGAGAGAUUAUAUGACUCCAGAAGACAAAAAUUGGCUGGAAAUGGAUAUUGAAGAUAGUAUCCAUCUGGCUGGAGGAAAUUAUGAAAUUCCUUUUUACGAGAGAAAGGAAUGGAUCAAAUAUUUUGGAGGGAAACCGGAGAAAGGUCGGUACCGCUAUGCUGGUGAAUGGAAGCACGGCAGGAUGCAUGGAUGUGGAGUGUAUGAAGUUAACGAACGUCCAAUAUGGGGCAGGUUCUAUUUUGGGGAGCUGUUGUAUGAUUCUACUGGAUGUGAUGAGGACACUUCAGCGCUUCAUGCAAGCUUAGCAGAAGUUGCUGCAGCAAAGGCCCGAAUGUUUGUCAACAAACCUGAUGGAAUGAUUAGAGAAGAGAGAGGUCCAUAUGGUGAUCCUCAGCAUCCCUAUUUCUAUGAGGAAGAAGAUACAUGGAUGGCGCCAGGUUUCAUCAAUCAGUUUUACGAAGUACCUGACUACUGGAAAACGUACGUGCACGAGGUAGAUGAGGAGAGAGAAAUGUGGUUAAAUUCCUUUUAUAAAGCUCCGCUGAGAUUACCAAUGCCUGCAGAACUUGAAUACUGGUGGGCACAAGAUCAUACUCCCGAGUUCGUUCUCGUCAACAAGGAACCAGAGCCUGAUCCUGAAGAUCCAUCAAAGCUUGUAUAUACUGAAGAUCCUCUCAUCCUACACACACCAACAGGACGGUUAAUCAAUUAUGUUGAGGAUGAGGAGCAUGGGGUUCGCAUGUUUUGGCAGCCACAGGUGGAAGAAGAGGAAGAUGUAGACCCGGAGAAGGUCGAGUUCUUACCACUUGGCUUUGAUGAGUUUUAUGGGACAAAGACACCUGAAAAGAAGGAAAACAUUUUGAUGCGGCUAAUAUCCACCCUGGAAAAUGGAUUGAAACCGAAGCUCGAAAAAUUUGGAAAAUGGGCUGAAGAGAAAAAGAAAGAGAGUGAGUUGAAGAAGCAACUAAUUGAAAAGGAACUCGAACUGAUAGAAGCUGAAAUUUGUUUGGAAGAGGCCAUAGAGGAUAUGGAUGAGAUGCUGAAAACGAAAGAGAAAGAGGAAUCAACCAACCAAGAUAAAAAGGCUUCGGUCGAAGAGGAAGGUGAAGACGAUGAAGACGACGAUGACAAUGACGUGGAUGAUUCUCCACCGUCCAGUUUUGAUGCGCCACCUUCCAGUUUUGGCUCUGUUUCAGCUGAUCAGAAGCCAAGCAAGCCACGAGAUUCACCCUUUUCUACAGCUUCACUGCAUUUUGCUUCUAGUACUCUUGUUUCUGGGGUACCAUCCAGACUGAUUCAAUCCAUUUUGCCCUGGACCAAGGGUAGAUCGACGUUAAAGGCGCCACCGCCGUCCUCACGUGAUGACCGCCACUAUUGCUCGGAAUCUUUUCAUUCAGUCUGUUUUCCAAGGAUGCCAAGCUCAAGGGGAAGCUUGAAGGCCAUUGUACCAUCAAAAUUGCAGAACAAAUCCAGAAUCCACCCAAUUCAAAUGAAAUUGCAGCUGCAGCUGCAGCUGCGUUCAAGACCUGAAAUUCAUUCAUGCCACCACUUAGUUUCGUUAAAUCCCAACGAGUUUCCGAUGUGUAACGGUCAGUUCUCCGAAACAGGAGGGAUUAAACACAGCAUACUGUCUUGGCACACACCAUUAGAUGAGUUGGAAUCAUAUAUAGAUACUACCAAAAGAUAGGCUUUUGUUUAACUUUUUCUUUACUUGAUUUCAGAGAUAAAUUUUGCAAGAACUACAUUGGAUUAGUUGUAUUUCUUUAAACGUACAUCACAUAGCGAUGAAAUGGGUUUCAGGCCGCUUUUAAGAUUAA